Messenger RNA from Ilex paraguariensis (yerba mate), 753 nucleotides. Lineage: Eukaryota; Viridiplantae; Streptophyta; Magnoliopsida; Aquifoliales; Aquifoliaceae. The record is from the annotation of a GenBank genome assembly.
AUGAGAAGAUUGGUGUUGAGUUCUGAAUGCAAUGAGGAUGAUGUGGUUGGGAGAAAGAAUGUCAACAAGGAGUCUUUGGAUGGUAGGAUGCAGGUUGUUGGAAGGGUUUUGCGGUCUAAGACAAUGUCGAUGAAUGGUGAUGAAAAGGUUUUUGAUGGCGGAAAGGGUGAAAAUGUUCGAAUGAUUGGCAGACCAUGGAAAAGAAUAAAAGGGCAACGCGGAAGGCCCCCCAAGGUUAAGUGGAUAAAUGGGGUAUCUCUGGUGAUUGGUGACGAGAAAGAAAAGGUUAUGGGGUCCAAGAAAAAUAGUGGUAACAAGGCCUCAGAGGUGAUCAAUGUUGAGAAAGAAAAAGUUACAAGGUCCAAGGGAAAGAGUCAUCGACCAAAGAAUCAGAGCCAGCGCAACAGGCUAACCAGUCAUUCACAUCAGGUGGGGAGGAGUGCUAAUGGAAAGCAGUUGGAAACCAACAAGCACAAGAAAGAAGGAGAAGUGGGGCGUAGGGAAGAAAAACAGUUAGUGAGAGAACAGAUAAUCAGCAUGCUUAAGAAAGCAGGAUGUACUGUUGAAUAUAGACCCAGGCAAAGCAGAGAGUACCUCGAUGCAGUAUAUGUCGAUCCUGAAGGAAGAACUUACUGGUCAGUCACCUUGGCCUACAGGAAGCUUAAAGAGAAAGUUGAAGAUGGAGUUGCUGACAAUAAGACCAUUUCUGCCUUUAUUCCUAUACCGGAGGAGGUGUUUCAGCAAACUUUUUAG